UGCUUGGGCGAACAAGGAGGUGGAGACGUUCGUCUGCAUUCUCGGGGAGGAAGACGUUGUUUACGAUGUUUACGUAGCUGCCGCGGCGAUCGACAUCCGGCCUAGCCUACCACAAAGGGUACUGUCGGCAGUGGAAACGCGACCUCGGAACUAUCUGGGCUAUACCGCCCCCUCCCUACCGCACCUUUGCGAUCCGAUCCGUCCGCACCCUGCAGUGGAAACGCGGCAAUAAACAAGGAACCAAGAGCCUCGGAGGCGGAACUUUCAGAGGUCUAUUAUCAUUAGAAUUUCCCGCCAAACAAGCCAGUCAGUAAUUAAGACGAUACAAAAUGGACCAUAAUAAAGAAACUCAGAUUAGGACAUUUGUGCGAAAUCUACUUAAUGAUGCACCAGACCUGAGUUCACUGACUCUAGGCUCUUUAAAGCGGCAGUACAUGUCACAUUUGGGUUGUGAAUCCUUGAGCCCAGAAGCGAAAACCUGCAUGAAAAGAGUGGUCGGAGAAGAGCUGCUUAAUAUGCAGGUCAGUGCCACAGAUGUCAGUGAGUCAGAGAUUGCCAGCGUUGAACCACCCAGCAACAAGAGAAAGCGCCGCAAAGAUAAAGAAGCCAAUUCUGGAAGAUCAACUGAUGAAGAAUUGAGUGCAAAGAAAAUUUGCCGUCGACGCACUUCUUCAGGAAGUGCUGAGAGUAAAGAGGAAGAGCAAAUUGACCAAAAUGAAGUUAAAGACCAGCGGCUGGUGCAGGAAAGCGAGAAGGAUCAAGAUGGUGCAGAAGAACAAAUGAACCUAACCGACAAACCACAAUACUUGGAAGGUUCUGCAGGGGACCCAUUGGAGGGUGAACAGAAGGUCAGCAAGAGCGAUAAGAAACCGAGAAUUAGGAAGAGGCAAACCAAAGCCUCCAGCGAUGAAGAAAACAAGUCAUCGUCGUCAAUGAGUGAUGAAAUAGGUGAAGAGGAGGACAAAGGCUUUACUAAGAAGGGAGCACCUGGCAAAAAAUGGGAUGGUAAACAAAAGGGCAUCAAGGAGGUCGGGGGACCGGAAAGUAGGAAGCAGCAAGCCAAAUCCUCCACCGAUGAAGAAAAGGAAUCAUCGUCACAGAGCGACGAAAGUAGUGAAGAUGACGACAAUGUCCCCAAGAAGGAGGAAGCCCCUGGCAACAAGUUGGACAAGGGAAAAGUGCCAACGACGACGACAAAAGAAGACCCCCAGGACCCUGAUUCUUCAUCAUCUUCGCUGACCUCUCUUGAAGAAGAGAAAGAUGUCAAGGGAGACGGCGCACCAGCCAUGAAGUUGACCAUAAAAAAGGGAGACAAGAAGAAGAAGCGAAGAGAAGAUGACUCUAAAAGAGCAACAGAAGAAAACAAAGCAGUGCUGAGGCUGAAGCGCUACAUAUCUCUCUGCGGUGCAAGGCGGAACUACAAAAAGCUGUUUGAGGGCUGUGGCAGCAUUCGCUCCAAGGUGUCUGUUCUGAAGAAGGAACUGGAGGAUCUAGGCAUCGAAGGCCUACCAUCUAUUGAGAAGUGUAAGAAGGCUCGAAAGAAGCUGGAGGAAGCCAAAGAGCUGGCUGAGCUUGAUGUCAGCAACAUUAUAACCACACAAGGUCGUCCGACGCGUAGAGGGCCAUCGGCCUGGAAGGAGCCGCACUCUUCUCCUUCCGCAAGGUACAAGCGGACGGUGAACUCUGGCAGUGAGGAGGAUAGCCCCGCGGAAAAAGGACCUAACAGAAGCAGACACUGGGGGAACCUGCAGGGCAUCAUCAGUGACGACGGAGAGAGCGACUGAGAACUGUGGUCUUUGUGGAGUAUAUCACCAGGAUACGGAAAUAUAUGUAAUCUUAUGGACAGUUUGGUCAAUUUAAUUGUCUUUAUACAAAUAAAGUUAAAUGCAGCUUUAUUUUUUAUUAUAUAGUUGUUUAUAAUGUUAAAUAAAAUAUAGUAUUUCUUAUGAAUCAGAGUCGCAUAUGGUGUUCACAAGAUUUUUUUUUAUUAUCAAAUACUUUAUUUUCCGAGAAUACUCAAACAUUAAAAACGAAUUAUGCUUUGUGAAUAGAAGGCGGAACCAAUGUCAAGAGAUAUUGUUCCUAUACGUAACA
Molecule: messenger RNA, 2094 nt
Organism: Gadus chalcogrammus (walleye pollock)
Lineage: Eukaryota; Metazoa; Chordata; Actinopteri; Gadiformes; Gadidae
Gene: hirip3
Product: HIRA interacting protein 3
Exons: 8
Coding region: 330-1784 (484 amino acids)
Cellular component (GO): nucleus
Source: RefSeq, a predicted model, not a curated record